GCAGCACCCUGGCAGGAGGCAGCACAGCCCUCCUCUGAACAGACCUUAAAGGUGCUUUGUGCGUGCCUUCAUCUGUAUGACUGCAGCAAGAGGGAGCUGGGAUGAUGAAGGUCCAUCACAUACUCCUCCUUAUCUCUCUGGGCUGGCCCUGUGCUACGAACACGAGACUCGCCUUGUUGAGGACUUGUUCAGGGACUACAACAAGGUGGUGCGCCCAGUGGAGGACCAUCGGGACGCCGUCGUCGUCACCGUCGGGCUGCAGCUCAUCCAGCUGAUUAGCGUGGAUGAAGUAAAUCAGAUUGUGACAACCAAUGUACGCCUGAAACAGCAAUGGAUAGACGUCAACCUCAAGUGGAAUCCAGACGACUACGGUGGCGUGAAAAAAAUCCGCAUCCCUUCGGAUGAUAUCUGGAGGCCAGACCUUGUUCUUUACAACAACGCAGAUGGUGAUUUUGCCAUUGUAAAAUACACCAAAGUCCUUCUGGAGCACACAGGUCUGAUCACCUGGACACCACCAGCUAUUUUUAAGAGUUACUGUGAAAUUAUAGUCACGCACUUCCCAUUUGACGAGCAGAACUGCAGUAUGAAGUUGGGAACUUGGACAUAUGAUGGGACAAUGGUUGUUAUUAACCCGGAGAGUGAUCGUCCAGAUCUGAGUAAUUUCAUGGAGAGUGGGGAGUGGGUGAUGAAGGAUUACCGUGGCUGGAAGCACUGGGUUUACUAUGCUUGCUGUCCUGAUACCCCUUACCUGGACAUCACCUACCACUUCCUCAUGCAACGCCUGCCUCUCUACUUCAUCGUGAAUGUCAUCAUCCCCUGCCUGCUCUUCUCCUUUUUAACAGGGUUAGUUUUUUACCUACCCACAGAUUCAGGUGAGAAAAUGACUCUCAGCAUCUCUGUCCUGCUGUCUUUGACUGUGUUCCUUCUGGUCAUUGUGGAGUUGAUCCCUUCCACCUCCAGUGCAGUGCCUCUGAUAGGCAAAUACAUGUUGUUUACAAUGGUGUUUGUCAUCGCUUCAAUCAUCAUCACGGUCAUUGUCAUCAACACCCACCACCGCUCCCCAAGCACUCACACCAUGCCACGCUGGGUCAGGAAGAUCUUUAUUGACACAAUCCCAAACAUCAUGUUUUUCUCUACAAUGAAACGACCAUCCAGGGAUAAACAAGACAGAAAUAUUUUUGCAGAAGAUAUUGAUAUUUCUGACAUUUCUGGGAAGUCAGGCUCUGUGCCUGUCAACUUCUACUCCCCGCUUACCAAAAAUCCAGAUGUGAAAAAUGCUAUAGAGGGAAUCAAAUACAUUGCGGAAACGAUGAAAUCGGACCAAGAAGCCAGUAAUGCUGCAGAAGAAUGGAAGUUUGUUGCGAUGGUGCUUGAUCAUCUUCUCCUUGGCAUAUUUAUGCUGGUUUGUUUUAUAGGAACAUUAGCUGUAUUUGCUGGUCGACUCAUUGAAUUAAAUCAGCAAGGAUGAAUGUGAGCUGGAAACUAUUUGUUACUCUGAACAUCUGAAUGCAUCAUAACUAUCAAAAUCUGGGCAGCCUCUGAAAGUUUCACUGCUGGGAAAGAGCAGGGACAAUAAAACGUAAGGCUCCAUACUUAGCACUUUUGAGCUGCUGCUCAGUGGUAUUUCAUUGCCAAAAAGAAACACUUAUAUCACUGGUAAACUUGAAUGGCUGUCAGCCAGGUUUUGAUCCAUUUUACCAUUUAUUAAAAAUGUUAAUGUAUUAAUAAGACUGUCUGACUUUGUAAGCAACAGAUACAAUUCCAGUGAAGUCAAUAGCAGUGUAAUAAGCUUUAGCUGAGCUGCAAAUCUGUAUCCAACUUUAGCAUUCAAGCUGGUUUCAUUAUCUGCUCUGUGGUUUUUGUAUUGGCAGGGUCACAAAUUACUCCUCUCAUAACACUACAGGAAGGUGUGGAUCUUAGCUGUACUUAUAUACGACAAAAAUGACAGGACACUUCUUCCGAGCAACACAAAUAAUUACCCAAACUUUAUUCAAAAGUUGAGCAGCAGCUCACUCUGGUGGCUAAAGCAAAGUAGUGCUGCUUUUGGCCAAAGACAGCUGGGGUUAGUAAGCAAGAAGCCUCUGUGUAUUUCAAUAAUACGAUGUGGCAAUACUAGCAGUGCUGCCUAUUUUCCUCAAAAAUAAAUAGAGGUGGGGCAACUGCGACAAGUUACUCAUCAUUCCCAGCUGGUUGUCCAAGCCAAGAGGACUACUUUGCUAACAGCUGUAAAUAAUUUGCUGUGAGUUUAAUAAAUUAAUUUGUAUUAUAUUAAUGCUCUACAGGAAUGUGUCAUGCCUGUAGAGAACAGGCAUUUGAAACACUGUAGGGAAAAUUAGGCACUUGUGCAACUCCCAUCAUUGCGUAGUGUUUGCUGGAAAAUGUUUUGGAGAGAUGCAGUCCUAAGAAAACAGUUUGUCUGAGGCAACUGAUCACUUGUAGCACUCUGCUCAGCUCUUCUGGUUUAAAGGAUGGUAAUCUUUGCCUCCCUGGAUGAUCAUUAACCCUGUAAAAGAUUGCCGAAGAUGUAUGCUGGGUGAAACCUCUGCUGACAGAGGGAGUGUUUGCUGCAGCUCGGGUUAUCUUCAGUGUGACUUCCCAGCUCUCAGCCCUCGUGGGGAGUCACGUAGGUCCCUGCUCACGAUGAGCUAAGCUGCAGCACAAUGGUGCCUGGAAUUUAAUUUGGGAGCCUGUGAGUGGCACUAAAAUUGACAGAACAAUCCUCUUAGAGCAGCAUGUGGUUGAAUCUUAGCAUUAAAAAUAAGCAUCAAGUAAUAAGAUUCAUGGUGAGCAUCCACAGUAUCUUUAUUCAGCUUCCCCAAGUCAGAUCUGGGUCUUGGCCUCCCGAUUCCCCUUAUGUGUGUGCCAGGAUGCGUGCAUGCACACGUGUACCUGCCUGCUUGCUUCUCCAGCUCUCUUCAUACACAGUUAUCUAUCAAUGUUUUCCUUCCACUUCCUCAGAAAACAUUUUGAAAUUAUUUAUUCAAAAAUUUUCAUUUUUGAUGGCUUGAUUUGUCUUAUAGGCAUAGCAAAUCUUCUGCCUUCCUAUCACUCUGAGUCUUGAUGAACUACUUGUGUCUCAAAAGAUGUGACACCAGGCAAAAAUAAAUGUUAAUAACUUCUUUUCUUAGGUUGCAGAUUCUGGGCAUUGUACUCUGACUCUCCAAACAGAAGGUUCUCCAAGCAUCAAUAAGCACGCUUUUUCUUUUUCUUUUUUUUUUGCUUUGCUUUGAAUACUCAGACUGUACCAGCCUCUAUUUUGUUCCUAAAUCAUCUUUGUGAUACAUUUCUCUUGCAAACCACUUGCUUACCGCUAACAUCCUCUGUUACGAGUAUCCAUCUACUGAAAGAGUACCCUUAUCUACAUGCAGACUAUUUCUUCUCAACUACUACUGUCCUUUUAACAUGUCAGGACCCGCUAAAAUAGUAGCUUUGGAUGUUUUAAAUGUUCUGUUAUGGUCACAAAUAAUUUGCUGUCAAUGCAUAAGUAUAUGUUGUCUAAUGA
Pseudopipra pipra is the source of this 3502-nucleotide messenger RNA. RefSeq names its product cholinergic receptor nicotinic alpha 1 subunit (gene CHRNA1). Bases 77 to 1468 code for a protein of 463 amino acids. The record is from RefSeq and is a predicted model, not a curated record. NCBI's taxonomy places the organism in Eukaryota, Metazoa, Chordata, Aves, Passeriformes, Pipridae. Gene Ontology annotation, cellular component: plasma membrane; neuron projection; synapse. Gene Ontology annotation, biological process: nervous system process; regulation of membrane potential; monoatomic ion transmembrane transport. Gene Ontology annotation, molecular function: acetylcholine-gated monoatomic cation-selective channel activity; transmembrane signaling receptor activity. The transcript has 9 exons.